Molecule: messenger RNA, 648 nt
Organism: Rotaria sp. Silwood2
Lineage: Eukaryota; Metazoa; Rotifera; Eurotatoria; Philodinida; Philodinidae
Source: the annotation of a GenBank genome assembly
AUGGUUGAAUAUGGUGCUGGUAGUAGUACAUUUUUCUUCAGUUCUUAUGUUGAUUAUUAUGUUAGUAUUGAGCAUAGUCUUGAUUAUUGCCGUGAACUUGAACGUAUGGCUGCUAGUCAACCACAUCGAUCUGUUAAAAUAUUUUAUAUGGGACGUAAUUCAUCAGGAUUUUAUAUAAAACAUUGUUUUGAACAAAAGCCAGAUAAAUUAAAUUUAACUUCAUAUAUUGAAAUUUAUUGUGUACCAAGAAAUGCAUAUUCAUUUACAGCUUAUCGUUUAUGGGCAACAGGUGGACGAAGUACUUAUACAAUGUAUCGUGAUUAUGUCGAUUUUCUUUCAAUAUAUUUUCGUGAUACAAAAUUCGAUUUUGCUUUUCUUGAUGGACGUGCGCGACCACAAGUUGCUUACGCUAUAUUAAAACAAUUAAAUGGAUCAAAUGCAAAAGUAUUUAUACAUGAUUGGAAUCAACGAAAAGAAUAUCAUAUAAUUGAACGAGAAUUUUAUAAUAUAAUUGAUCAACAAAUUGAAAGUACUCAAUCGGGUGGUGGAGGUCUUGUUGUAUUAGAAAAGAAAUCAGAAGAUAUUGGACAAAAAAAUAUUAAUGAUAUUGAAUGGAAAGAUGGAAAAGAACCAGAAUGGUGGAUUUAA